Aspergillus nidulans FGSC A4 is the source of this 1215-nucleotide messenger RNA. RefSeq lists its product as uncharacterized. Lineage: Eukaryota; Fungi; Ascomycota; Eurotiomycetes; Eurotiales; Aspergillaceae. The record is from RefSeq and is a predicted model, not a curated record. Gene Ontology annotation, cellular component: U2-type post-mRNA release spliceosomal complex. Gene Ontology annotation, biological process: spliceosomal complex disassembly. Bases 1 to 1215 code for a protein of 404 amino acids. The transcript has 2 exons.
AUGAGCUCUGGCUUUGCUAAUCGGAGGAAACCCCGCAAGAUUGGCGGGGACGACGGCAAUGAUGAUGAGGAGCAAGACACUGGCCCAAUCAUCAAGAGGCCAGUUAGUUUGAAAGUGAAGCAAAAAUCCAAAGCGCGCGUUUCGUUCGGCCCUGGUGAAACUUCAAUGACGGAGGGAGACGACGGCGAAAGCGAAGUCAUCGUUCCAAAGAAACAUGGCUUGGGCAGACGAGUAGUUGAGAAGAACGCUUUCCAGAAAUCGACAACUCCGUCCGCACUAAGCAAUCAACUUCCACUUAGAGUUGGGCCCGAACAAGACCGACCAAGUUACAACGAGGAGUACUUAAAUGAACUUCGAAACCUGACGGCUUCAACACCCAAGCCUACGGCCGAUUCUGAAAACCAGAAUGAAGUGGAUGUAGCGGCCAAGUUCGGUGAAGUCACGAAAGUCACUGCUCCGUCGCUGAUUCCCACGGAGGCCGAGAUCAGAGAAAAGAAAGCUCGACGCGCGAGGUUAGCAAAGGAGCAGGACAGUCAUAGUCUAACUGAACAGGAUUAUAUAUCGCUGGAGGAAAAUGCGGGCGAUGACUGGGAAUUGGUCGACAGAGAAUAUGACAGGGAUACCAGGCUCGUGCGAGACGAUGAAGACUUCGCGGAAGGGUUUGACGAAUACGUCGAAGAUGGGCGCAUAUCUCUAGGGAGGAAAGCUGAACGUGAACAGAAUAGGAAGCAACGUGAAGCAAUGCGCGAGCUCAUUGAAGAUGCGGAAGCUCUUAUGGACGAGGAAGACUCGGAUCUAGAGGAGAAGGCAGCCUAUGAAGCCGCUCAGACAAGAGCUGCGAUGGGAUACGGCAAUGGUCCCGUAGAUCGGCCGAAAACGCCCCCUAAGAUGACAUCUCUUCCCCGUCUCUCGACAUGCCUCGACAGAUUGCGGAUGAAUCUUGCGGUUUUGGAGAAGUCUAGAACACAAAUGAUAAACCGGAUGGAGGAACUGAGAAAGGAGAAAGCCAAUAUAUCUGUCAGAGAAGUCGAAAUACAGGCUUUGAUCAAGGAAACUGGUGAUCAUUAUGAGAAACUUAAGCAAGAAGCCGGUGUCACUCCGGGUUCCGAGGCUGAGACGCCAGGGACAACAGAUUUUGAGAGCUCGCGCGGAUUAGAGAAUAUCGGAGCUCCAUCCACGGCUGUAUCCAAGACUAACUCGGAAAGUGAGACUUGA